Messenger RNA from Drosophila sulfurigaster albostrigata, 546 nucleotides. Its product is annotated as ARL14 effector protein. Gene Ontology annotation, cellular component: intracellular membrane-bounded organelle. The record is from RefSeq and is a predicted model, not a curated record. Bases 70 to 420 code for a protein of 116 amino acids. NCBI's taxonomy places the organism in Eukaryota, Metazoa, Arthropoda, Insecta, Diptera, Drosophilidae. The transcript has a single exon.
AACGAUAACUAAGUUUAUUUAUUUACAUUUUUACAGCCAACACACAGCGCUGCAGCUAUUUGUUUUAAAAUGAGUGCACGCAGCUUGCGACAGCGGCCACAGCGCAAAGUUGGAGAGGCAGCAGACGAUAACACUGGUGGGGAAGCGGAUAAGACGAAGCGGAGAGGCAAAAAGAAAGGCUGCUACUACGGCAACAAAAACACCAUCUAUGAUGAAUAUGGUAAUAUCAGAGCGUCUGGCUUGGAUGUCUGCGAUUGCAUGAACGAGCUUUGCGAUGGCUGCUGGAUGGAAUGUGGUAAUUGUGGCUCCACGCGUUGUGGGCCACAAUGUCGUGUGAAUCGUAAAUUCUUCUAUGAAAGCUUUGACCAUGACGGCAAGGCUCUAACUAUUGUGAACAAGCAUAUGACUGGCAAAAUGUGAAAUGGAGUCUCGAAAUUGCAAUUUUGUUUUAUAAAAUUAGCAAUAUAAAAAGGCUCUAUGUAGCGUCCAAUAAUUAUAGAUGUAUGUAAAUUUAAUUUCGAAUAAAUAAAAAACCGUGCUUCAUAA